AUGGGAAGAGUUGACUAUUUGGCCAUGAAGACUGAGGAAACCACCGUGAAUCUGAUCAAUUCAGAUUUGAAUGAGUUCGUCGACGCCGCGAAGAAGCUCGUGAAAGACGCAGCGAUGCUCGGUGGCUUAGGUUUUGGCACGUCUUUCCUCCAAUGGGCUGCUUCAAUCUCUGCCAUUUAUUUGUUGAUAUUGGAUCGGACCAACUGGAGAACCAAAAUGUUGACAACUCUUUUAGUGCCAUACAUCUUUUUCACACUUCCUGUCGUUGUCUUCACCUUCUUCAGUGGAGAUUUUGGGAAAUGGAUUGCUCUCAUCGCCAUCACCAUAAGGCUCUUCUUCCCUAAAGAAUUUCCAGAAUGGUUGGAGAUUCCGGCGGGAUUGAUUCUUCUUCUGGUGGUUGCACCAAGCCUCAUAGCUGGGACACUAAGAGAGAGUUGGGUUGGGGCAGUGAUAUGUCUUGUAAUCGCAUGUUACCUUUUCCAUGAACACAUUAAGGCUUCUGGUGGAAUCAAGAACUCUUUUACUCAGAAGAAUGGCAUCUCCAACACCCUUGGGAUCGUUGCCCUCCUCGUUUACCCGGUUUGGACCAUAUUUUUCCACAUCUUCUAA
Microthlaspi erraticum is the source of this 609-nucleotide messenger RNA. NCBI's taxonomy places the organism in Eukaryota, Viridiplantae, Streptophyta, Magnoliopsida, Brassicales, Brassicaceae. The record is from the annotation of a GenBank genome assembly.